AUGAGUAGUUUACUUGAUCGUCAAGGUAUUCUUGAUAAUUUAACAGCUACGGAAACAACGGCAAGAUUACUUGUAAAUGCUUUUGUAAAGAAAAAUAGUGAUACAGAAUUAUGUUUAAAUGGAAUUUAUCGAGAAGAAUUAAUUACUCAAACAGCAACAUUUCUAUCACAAGCACAACAAUUAAUAAAGAAUCUUUCAAAUACAUACAAUUUAACAACAGAUGGAUUCUUUGAAAAAAAAUUCAUAGAUACAAAUGAACAGUUUAAUUCAAUGUAUGAUAUAUCACACAAUAGCGAAGAUGAAACUCAUGAUUCUAAAACAGCAUCAUCUGAGAAUACUCGUUCAUCGUCAUCAUCAUCUAUUACGUUGAAAGAUAUAAUUAAAAAUCGAUUAACACCAGAUAAUCUCGUUCCUGAUUAUCCACUUCUUCGUGAUACAAGUCAACCAAAUCUUGUUAUACUUGCUCGUGAUCUUCGUCAAACAGAUAAUAUCAAUGAUAUUUUAAUUAAAGUUUAUUCACAAAUCUUUAAUUAUGAAGAACAAAUUUCAUGUAGUUAUGAUAGUAUCAAUGGUAAAUUACCAUAUCCACGACAUAAACGUCUUCUAUUUGAUCUUAUUAUUAAACUAACACUAAAUGAACAUGAAAAAAUACUUGAUGAUAACGAACGACAUAAUCUUUAUAUACAAUGUGAAAAACAAUUUUCAACAGAAACAGAUUUAACAAAUUAUCAAGGAGUAAAUAUUGAUCAUCUUAAUGACGAUAAUAAUUCUUAUGAUGAAAAACAAUUUAUUUGUUCACUUUUUCGUCUUGUUAUACCAAAAGAGGAUAUUAAAAAAAUUAUUGCAGCUAAACAAAAUCUAUCAUCGCAAUGGAAUGAUAAUGAAAUAUGUAUUUAUUAUGCACGUCCAAUUCAUUUAUUAUGGAUUAAACAAAAAUGGCUUAAACGAUAUCCAUUAGAUAGUAAUAAUGAAUUAGAAAAAUGGUCCCAAUGUAUAGAUUGGGCUAUUGAUUCUUUUCUUGAAACAACAAAAACUCGACCAUCGAAACGAAAAACAAUUGAAGGAUCAACGAAUCAUAAACGAGUAAAAACUCCAUUAACACUUCAAGAAAGAUCUAAACAAAUUGAUCAAACAAAAUAUGAUGUCUUUGAAUAUGCUACUAAACUUCUUCAACAUAUUUCAAAUGACAAUAAUAACGAUUUACCAACAUUGGAACAAUUAAAAUUACUUGAAUCUUAUAUAAUGCGUUUUUAUUGGACAUCCGAUCAACAAAAAACAUGGUCACAAAUAUUAGAUAUUAUUAGUAAUAUUUUUAUCAAAGAAUCAAACAAUGAUUUUCGACAAUUUUACGCCAAAAAAUUAUUGGAAAUGAAUAAAGAUGAUCAGAUAGAAAUUGAUCGUUUGUUACAGAUAACAUUAUAA
This is a messenger RNA of Adineta steineri, 1422 nucleotides long. NCBI's taxonomy places the organism in Eukaryota, Metazoa, Rotifera, Eurotatoria, Adinetida, Adinetidae. The record is from the annotation of a GenBank genome assembly.